ACAUUCAUAUUGUGCCUGAUGCAGCACCCUCUCCUUUACGUAUAAGCAUAAACAGAAGGAACUGUUUUCCCCUAUUUGGUGCCACUGACGGGAAAAAGCAAGGAGGCACUCUGUCCUAGAUAAAACACAGACAUCCUCCAGUAAGACAAGGAGAGGGGCACAGAGGGGCAGGCAGAGAGAAAAGGGACAGACUCAAGGACAAACAGGGACAUGAGGACAGAGAGAAUCAGCCUGCAGAGACAGGUGGCGAAGUGGCUGAAGCGACGAGGGAAAAGUGGAGACGAAUAAUGAAAAGGUGGUUGCACCAUCUGCUGCCCGAGAGAGAAACAUGUUAUGAUGAGAGCAGAGGAGGCAGCCUGCGAUCCGCAACGAGACAUGCACAUCGCCUCCUCUGAAUGGUGAGUGACUACAUGGGCUGUUUGCGUUUGCGUGUGUGUGUUUACAUUUCCCUGUGUGAGGGAAGGUGUUUGGAUCAUUAAUAACCGACAGUAUGCUCGUCAUAGUCAGUCCAUGAGCAGCAGCCUCCUCAGUGUUGAGUCUCUCCCUGCAGGCGUGCAUUUUCUCUCAUGCUUCCUCCACAUCAAAACAAACCAAGAGAAGUCAGUGCAUUUUCACCGUUGCAGCUGCACAACUAGAAUUUGCAUGUUUUUGCACAAAAUGUGAAUUGGCCUCUGUGCAUGUUCAAUUUUUUUUUACUCAAUAUUCGACCAAAUUAGGAGAGAAAGUGUAAUUUCAACUGAGGAAUGGUUUUUAUUAUUUCUCUCCAGAGGCAGAGAAGUAUUUGAUGUCUUGUCUCUCCUGUUCAUGUGACUUGAGUUUAGAUUUUUCAGUAGCAGAACAGGAAAUACUGGGAUAUUUGUAAUUACAAUGUUGGCCCGUGAUUUAAGACGCUGAUGACAAUAGAUGUUCGGUAUGUGUUUAUGAGUGCACCUUCUACUAAGGCACCUCAGCACAGUUUCAAAACUCUCAUGGUUGAUCUAUUUGUAUUGUAGUAAACUCUGGUUUAUUCUGACAUACUGGGAAAAAGUUUUUCUACCAUGUCUAGACUGAAAAUAGAGUAUUAUGAUUUCUUUUUUUUUUUUUCUUACUUUUUUUUUUCUUUAUGAAUCUCAAUAUUUUAAUUGGCCAAUUGUCUUAUAAUAACUCUGCAGAGGUAUUUGCAGAGUUAAAAUAGAAUAGAAUAGAAUUCAUUGUCAUUGUGAUAAGCAUGAAAUUAAAAAGUGCCUUUACAGUCAGUGAAUUAAAAAAAAGGGACAAGAAAACAGAGUUAAGAAAUUAAAACUGCAACCAUAAAUACAUAGGCAACACAUCAUCUGGCUUUCACAGAGAUGUUAAUGGAACGGACAGUGUAAAAUAGGCCAAACAAACAUGCUUAACUGUAGGUGAAAUGUUGGUUAAGCAUCAUCUUCUUUGUGCACCCAAACAAAAACAUGCUAAAAUGUACCUUUUACCCCCACUUCCACGCCCUUAAAACCCUUAAAAAACACUUCACAGGGUGGAUUUGGUGUGCCUCAGCCCACUCGGCACCUCUGCCCUCUGAAUCAGAGCCUUCUUGAUGGAUCGUAUUCAUGCACUUGAUACUGAUUCAGUUGCUUCUGCCAGUUGUAUGUUUUGGAUCAAGAGGCUAUAUUUUGUGGUGUUAAUGUGCCUGUUGUUGUCUGUAACUUUACCUGUGAUGUGGCUUUAAAAACUGAUUAUAAUUGAUUUACAUUCAGGGAAGUUUUGGCCUAUUUUAGUGGAUAUACUGUUGGGUUGAAUAAGGGUUGAAUUCUUUGACUUCUGCCAGCACCACUGGUGUGUCUGGAGAAAACCAAGCCUGGGUGUUUUUCUUCUUUAAGAGGCUUGUGUUUGUCUGGCAGGGAUCAUAUUGAUUAUGGCCACCCGUGUGUGUUUGCGUUUGUCCUCAUGAGUCAUACUCCCCUUAUAGUUGUCUCGUCUCGGUCCCAGAGGACAAUCUUUAUCCCCCCCUCUGGGACAGAAGCCCCGCUGAUACACUCACUCUGCAUUCAGACAUUGGCCUGAUAUAAUUACUUACCGUACUGAAAUUUUCCAAGGUCAGAGCCGGCCAUUAAUCAUCAGACUUUGAAAAAACUAACAAACAGAAAACAUGCAAGCGUGUACAUAUGAAGAGCUUUAUGAUAGUAUACCGACAUUUAUGGACACAGCAGGACCAACUUAAACUCAUUUCCAUAAAGUCUAACUAGGUUUGUUAUAAAUAAAACUACACACACACACAGACACUCGCACACGCACAUACACACGUACUGUCACAUUCUGGCUGGCCAAGUUGUGGUAUCCUAGCAACAGAGACAGACAUCGACCACUCUGUCUUUUCCUGUCCAGCGCUGGAGCUGUGAAGCCAAACCGCCCUCCUGCUUUCUCUGCUGCUGGAGCACACCAGUCUCCUCUCCGCUUCACACCUCUGUUUUUGGUCUCAUCUCCGUCUUUCCGCAUCACUUCGACCUGAUGUGCACUAUACAUCUCUCUCUGAAUUAAUAUUUCUCUUUCAUCCAAGGAGUCAGAGCGAGGACUCUGCAGCUGGAAGGCGGGAGAUUUUCUUCAAAGAGGUAAAGGCUGAGCUUCAGUUUAUCGAGGGUGUUCACUGCUCUUACUUUCUUUGCUUUCUGCAGCUUGAUGCUUAAUUUUUGUAGAAAAUAUUCCAGAUUCUGUCUUUGAAAGGACAAAGAGGAUAAUUGCUUCUGGAUUUUGCUUUGUUUGGAUGCUUUCAAACAUGAAUGUAUUGUCUUUUUUCUCUCAGGGUGAAUUUUUCCAGUUCUGAGGAGUGCUACGAUACAAACAUACAACAAGCAGCAUCCAUAUGAGGCGUAGCAGCCUGUGCCAUCUCCACUUUGGGUAAGACAGAGGAAAGCACACUGAGGACAGGGAUUUUGCAGCUGAGAUGAUAAGUUUCCAAAAGGAGUGAAAGAGAAAAAGGAUUUGGGAGUUUUCAACAAAAAUCCAGGUUGGAUCGCCUGUGAUGCACACUCCAGCCUCCAUGGUGAUGGGGAUCGUCUUUUCCCCUUUGGGGUUGGUCCUCGUCUUCACUGCGGCCAUCACCCCACAGUGGAGAGAGGGGCAAGCACGCUUGGGUAUGUCUGGGCCAGGAUCAGUGCUCCGGUUAGGGGUGAAAGGUCAAGGGUCAGUGGAUUCCCUACUCUUGCUCCGCUCUGAUGGGCUUUGGGAGAGCUGCCUGCAAGUGGAGCAGUCAGAGCUGAAGCAGUGCUGGCCUGUCGCAGGUCCGUACCAGAGGGACCCAAGAGUUCGUCUCACUCAGGGUUUGAUCCUGACCUCACUGUUCCUGUGCGGCAUCGGUAUUGUUCUUGCAUGCAUCGGGGUCCGCUGUUGGACCGAUCUUCCUCUGAGAGGUGUAGCAGCGACAGGAGGACUCUUGGUGGUGAUUGCUGGGGUUUUAAGUUUGACCGCUCUCGGGGUGUACACACACAACCUUGGGAUUUUGGGAAUGAGCAGUCAAGGAAUUAAUAAUCCCAGACUCCCCCAGCUCAGCCUGCGUGCAGCAGGCUCUCUUUACUUUGGCUGGCUAGGUUCAUGUUUGCAGGUGCUGGGAGGAAGCGCUCUGCUAUUCAGCUUCAAACGACCCAAAUGUCCAACCUGCCCAUCCUGCCCGGAGCUCCCAGCUUGUCCCGCAUGUCGCUCAUGUCCAGAGAUCGCAAACAAACCAGACACAGAUGUAUAUGAGGUCAGCUGUUAGGCUAAAGACGCACCUGGACAUACACAUCCAACCGAUCAGCUACUCAAUCUGACUGCAAAUGAAGUGAGAUAAUUCAUGUAUGACUGUGAGCUGCAGGACAUCACCACUGCCUCAGUGAUGAACUCUGAAAAUGAGUAUGAACAUGAACAGAUGGAUACGAUCGCCUCAUGCACGGACACACACCAAGUUUUGGGAUGAAAAAAUACAAAAUAAUGCAUCAGAGAUUGUCAUAUUUUCAUCAAAAUCUCCAUUGUUGAAAAAAGAGCUUCGGUUCCUGCUGCCUUUAACUGCAACAUGUAGUAAAAAAAAAAGACUCAAGUGUCUUUAUGUGCUGCCUUUAGUUUUGUAGCCAUGCAUACGUACUGUUAGCAAGCAACAUGUUUUUUUGUGUCCGAACAAAACUGUGAAAUGUAAAUAUUUGUGAUAAAUUCAAAGAGCUGAUAGCUGAAGUUAUUUUGGAGCUUUACAGAAACAGUGUUUGAGCUUGUUUCAGAUACCGAACAAAAGGUGGAUUUUAUCUGUGUUUGAGUUUGGCUCCACUUGUUAAUAUUAAAUAGUCAUAGAAAAAAGUUUUUGUUGAAAGAAAUUUAUCAUUUAUUUGGAAAAGGAUAUGCAAUCUGCUUUUAAUAUUGUCAUGACUAAGUCCCAUUUUAAAAGAAAAUUAUUAUUUGCUCAGCGAGGUACUUGUAUGAUAGAUGAGGAGCUCUUCUCUGGUAAUUAUGGGACUCCAUGAUACAAAUGCUGAGAAGAAACAAAGUGUUCGAGUAGGAGGAUGUAAUACAGGGUGUUGUUUGUUCUUUGCUAAUGAAUCAUUGUUGUAGACUCGCAAUAUUGUGUUCAUACCUGGUGAUGCGUGCUGCAUUGAAUAAAACAUUUUAGCAGCAUU
Xyrichtys novacula (pearly razorfish) is the source of this 4595-nucleotide messenger RNA. NCBI's taxonomy places the organism in Eukaryota, Metazoa, Chordata, Actinopteri, Labriformes, Labridae. The record is from the annotation of a GenBank genome assembly.